Amorphotheca resinae ATCC 22711 is the source of this 1294-nucleotide messenger RNA. RefSeq lists its product as hypothetical. Gene Ontology annotation, molecular function: glycerone kinase activity. The transcript has 3 exons. Gene Ontology annotation, cellular component: cytosol. Bases 176 to 1294 code for a protein of 372 amino acids. The record is from RefSeq and is a predicted model, not a curated record. Gene Ontology annotation, biological process: glycerol catabolic process. NCBI's taxonomy places the organism in Eukaryota, Fungi, Ascomycota, Leotiomycetes, Helotiales, Amorphothecaceae.
UUCGUCCUUUCGUCCUUUCUUCUCUUUCUCCAUCUCUCUUUUGCUCUUCGUCCUUUUUCCUGUGAAGAGUAUAUCUUCAUAUUUGCCAGCGACGUUCGUUUCGUCUCGUCCCCUUCUGCCAGCCUUACCCCGCGAACAUCCCCCCUAGCGUACCCCACAUUCCCGCCCGCGCAACAUGACAGCUGCAAUACAGACACAACCACCAGCACCGAAGGAGACAUUUCACUUCAUCAACGCCCCCGCCGAUGCAAUCAACGAGGCCGCACAUGGCCUCACCGAACACCAUCCAACCCUCUCCUACGCACCGGCACAUAAGAUCGUGUACCGCAGCGAUCUCGACACCUUCCGGCGAGACCAUGUAACAACCAUUGGAUUUGCCGGCGGCGGGCAUGAGCCGAUGUUCUCCGGGUUCGUGGGCCCUUCCUAUCUCUCCUGUGCCGUGUCAGGGAAUAUCUUCGCGUCUCCGACAGCAGCGCAGAUAUUUGAAGCGAUACGGCUCUGUCAACCGCUGGACUCGCCUUCCAGGGGAACUUUGAUCGUGUGUGGGAAUUAUACGGGUGAUAUUCUGAAUGCGGGCUUGGCUAUCACGAGAGCCACGGCGGCGGGGUACAAGGUCAGAUUCAUCCCAGUAGGGGACGACGUUGCAGUGGGGAGGAAAAAGGGCGGCAAGGUGGGAAGACGGGGGCUGAGUGCACAUGUAGUUGGAUUGAAGAUCGCGUGUGCUUUGGCAGACCAAGGGGAGAGCCUUGAAAAGGUCGGCGAUGUGAUGGAAUACAUUGCCGCCAAUUCGGGGACCAUCGCCGUGGCCUUUGACCGGGUUGCACUGCCCAAUAGCGUCGUCACUGAAAUCCAGACACUCCCUCCAGCAACCAUCGAGCUCGGGUUGGGUUGUCAUGGCGAGCCAGGCCUGCGCAAGAUAUCGCCGGUCCCUAGCCCAGAGGCUCUCACUGAAGAGAUGAUAAAUCUUCUAGUAGAUACAUCUGACACCGAUCGUGGUUUCAUCCCGUUUUCCGGUACUGGAGUGGACGAAGUCGUUCUUCUCGUCAAUAGUUCUGGAAGUACUUCCGACAAGGUCCUUGCUCGAUUCGCUGAACUAGCCAUUGCGGAGCUAGAGAGACGGGGCAUUCGCGUGAAAAGAAUGAUAUUGGGACCAAUGGUCACUAGCUUGAAGCAGAGCGGGUUUGGAUUUACGCUCUGGAGGCUACCAAACACAGACGAGAAAGGUGUGCUUAGUAGAGACGAGGCAUUGACAUGUUGGGAUAGACGCGUGGAUGUGGUUGCUUGGAGGCAGUAA